Messenger RNA from Aedes aegypti (yellow fever mosquito), 3132 nucleotides. RefSeq names its product putative ankyrin repeat protein RF_0381. Bases 304 to 3000 code for a protein of 898 amino acids. The record is from RefSeq and is a predicted model, not a curated record. The transcript has 2 exons. NCBI's taxonomy places the organism in Eukaryota, Metazoa, Arthropoda, Insecta, Diptera, Culicidae. Gene Ontology annotation, molecular function: protein binding.
CGUUUUAUCAAACUUCGCAUGUAUUUUGAAACUUUUUGAAGUUAUAAACAUUCCGGUAUGUGUGGGUGGAAUUCAAAGAUUCCAAUUGCAAAUACUUAAUUUCUCAUUUUCAGACAAACUCAGUUGCCUUGUUUACAAUCUUUGAUUUCAUAGUAUGUGUGCCGCACCUGUUCCUAUUGGAAUCCUAAUCAGUUAGAUGAUUCACUAAUUUUCAAAUCUCUAGUCAAGUAAUGUUUACCCUAUCUUUCCGGUGAAACAUGAUAAAAUUUCAUGUACGAACGUGUCUAAAAGUAGUGCCACCAAAUGCAUCGAAAACGAUACUUUCCGGCGGACUUGGAAUCCUAUCCUCUGCACUAUGCUGCACUGCGAGGUGACAUCAAACGCAUCGGUGAGUUGAUUUCCACCGGACAAAACUGUUUCCGGGCCAUUCAAGAUGGGGAGACGCCUUUGCACAUUGCCAUCGCCGAAAGACAAACAGAAGCGGCCCGUUUGCUGUUUCAGGAAUUCCGGCGACAGUUUCAAUUCGUGGAAGAACGGUGCGGAUUUGAGAUUCCAGAUAACUUUUGGAAGGAAGAAUGUGCUUUGAUUGCCAUAGGCGACGAUCAGAUACGACAUGUGAAACAAUUGGAAGGAAGAUCUGUUCCAACAGAAAAUCUGUCAGAACAGUUGCUUAUUGUAACCAAAAGUUCCAUUGGAGACGAAUUGACGGUAUUAGAGAAAGGAAAAAUACAUCUUGGAAAACUUUUGGAAUUGGCCGAAAUCCUGCUUCCAAAUGGAAUGGUUUCGUGGAACAGCACAGGGCCUACUGGAAAUUGUGAGACGUUACUCAUGCUGGCAGCCUAUCACGGAAAUAUCGAACUAUUGGAACAAUUGAUAGAGCAAGGAGCAGACCUAAGCUUGGCAGGGCCAGGGAAGAGAACGCCUUUUCAUGCAGCUUGCGAUGCUUCUCAGCAAAGAGUAAUCGAACUACUUUUGUCGAAAUAUCUGGAUCAAUUCGAUCCUACGGCUGUGGAUGAGAACGCUCAGCAUGGUUUGCAUUAUAUUUUGCAUCGAAAAAACAGAGACAGCUUCGAAAUGGUUGCGGAAAAAAUGGUAGAAUUUAGAGUUCGGAAAUUCGGAGAGACUGCUUCUAUUGCUUUCAAUGAAAUAUUCAAGCUUGAGAAUGAAGAUUGGCCAUAUUGUAGCAUCUGGAUUCAAUUGGAUGCUGUGUUCUGGGACAAAUCGAUAGAAACUGUAUUGGAUCAAUAUCAGUACGAUCUCAGAUAUCAGUGGAAGGAUGUAACAGUUCUGAUUGAUAUGAUAAGCUACAAGAAGGCCAAGCGAUUCUAUACACAAGCGAUUAGAAAGAACGUAGAACUACUGAAUGUAAGAACAUCGAAUGGAUUCACAGCGUUACAUGCAUUGAUUUGUGCAAAUGAAAGAAAACUGGUGAAAGAGCUGUAUAGUAUUCAUCCAGAAGUUAAAACUCUUUUUGAGGGUGAAUGUGCAUUUUCAACUCUGAAAACUAUUAUGGACAAAGGACUUAUUGAAAUGAUGAAGUUCGUUUUGAGCAACCAUUCCCAGUUCUUUCAAGAGCAUAUUAGUAAAAUAGAAGAGCAAGUAAUCCAGGAAUGUAAUUCGGCAAAUUAUGAUGAUGCAUUUGCAAUACUAUUAAAAUUUCUGCCGAUCUUGAGUGCAAGUAUUUCCGAAAAGCAACAGCAGUUGUACAAGUUUUCAAUGGCAGCAAAACAUGAGUUCAGCGAUACCUAUGAUCAACUGUUACGUGACUUCAAUGCAACUCAUGACCGUAUCAAGGCUUCUGGUAGAACAUUAGACAACUUCGGCAAAGCUGUUGACAGUUCGUUCCUCAACCAGGCAAUUCAGGAUAAUCAAACUGAACUAGUCGAACAACUCAUCGAUUCCGGAGUAAAUUUGGACCAACUCGAUAGCGAUGGGCGCCAUGCGAUUCAUCAUGUGAGAUGCCUGGAAAUGCUUGAUCUACUCGUUGAGAAACACCCAAAAGGUUCGUCAUUGGUCAACUUCAAGAAUCGGUAUGGCUUGACGUUGCUUCACACUCUCUGUCUAAGCAACGCAGACUGCAAACAAGAACUGAUCAUUGCUUUGUUGAAGUAUGGAGCCAAUUUGAACGAGAGGACGAAUGACCAGUCAACUGUUCUUCACUACACCAACGAUGAAGAUUUGUUCAAUUUUUUCACUAAAACCAUAGAAUCGUACGGAUUUCCUGCCGUUGACUUAGAACUUCGAGACAUUGAUGGAAAUACAGCUCUUCACAAUCAUCUGCGUUGCUCCAAAGUUACCAUAAGUUCAAUCAUGCUACGAGCGUCCAAAAGUUUUGUUAACUUCAACAAUAACGGCCAUUCAUAUUUGUCGUACAUGGUGCAAUUUGAGCGACAAAGUUUCAACACCUGGCUACAACCGAUCUUGGACACGUAUCCGGAUAAAACGAGGGAAAUGUUCGAAGCAGAGGUCAAGCGGUCACGGAAUCGUGCGUCGGAACUAUUUGUCAAAGCGUGUGCUCAAAUGAAUACGUAUUUAAUUGAACAUUUCUUGCGAAUGGAUUUGGACUUCAACUUUCGAGAUGGAAAUGGAAGAGUAGCUUUACUUGAAUUAGUGGAAGGUGACGAAUUUCCUUGCUCAAAUAUAGUGUUCCAGCUGUUGGAAAAAAGAAUUGACGUUAACGUGCGGAAUAAACAUGGGCAAAAUGCAUUAAUGAUUGUGACGAACCAUAUCGAUAAGCUGGAGGAACCAGGAUUUCUGACAAAACUUGCUACGAAAUUAAUUGAAUGUGGGCUGACUUUUGAGCACGUGGACGAUAAAGGAGACUCAUUGAUGCAUUACGCAUUUAGAAUAGCGGAUUUUAAACUAUUACGAAUUCUUCUACAAAAUGGUGCAAUCAUUUCUAUUUACAAUAAAGACGGCAGUAGACUGUAUGAAGUUGCAGCACCGUGUAUUUCAUAUAUCUUCAAAGGUUUACAAAUAAAUGAUGCUACGGACAUGUAAUAACAAUAUUAGUUUUAUUCUGGUCAUAUGUAAGGUUUGAUAAAUAAUAUAAAUGAAAAAGCUAAUCAUAAUAUACUCUGUGCAAAAGUUUGGGAUUACCACCUAAAAACCAUACAAGAUUUAAAAUUUUGG